CCAACAAUAACCAAAGCAAACUAAAAGCAAGCAAAUUUCGGGCUCUAAAUGUGAUCCAAAAGGCUUUGAAUAAUGCCAGGCUCGCAGAGGGCGAAACUAUUUUCGGCAAUCGCAAUUACAAAAAAGUAAUCAAUGAUGCUACUUCUCCCGAAGAAGUCGAAGCCAUUCGGGAAGAGUUGGUCAAAGAAAUAAGUAAAAUGAAUGACCAUAAUAUUAAAAAAAACAGCAUUAAAGAUUUAGAAGAGCGGUUAACCCAACUUCAAGAGCGAAAUAACGAUUUAGCAAAACAAUUAAAUAACUCGCAACAGAAUUUUUCCCAAACAAAAGAAGAUUUACGAAAGGAAAUUCAAAAUUUAAAAGAACCAGAGAAAAUUAGUUGA
Molecule: messenger RNA, 380 nt
Organism: Entrophospora sp. SA101
Lineage: Eukaryota; Fungi; Glomeromycota; Glomeromycetes; Entrophosporales; Entrophosporaceae
Source: the annotation of a GenBank genome assembly